AUGCACACCGUCUUUCGUAUCGGUGACAUCACAAAAAUUGACAACAACAAACCACUUUAUCAAGUGGAUCUUAAACUUACCUCCGAUGACGACAAACAACUUUGCAUUCUUACCGAUCGUAUACGACAGGAGACUCCAGGUGAAACAGGAUGGGAACGAGCGGGUUUACUACUAAUGAAAAUCGGUCAAUUUGGCAAAGCAGAAGAAUUGUACAAAGUACUGCUCGAACAGACAUCUGAUGGAGGUGACCAAGCUGUUUAUCUUAAUAAUAUUGGAUCUAUCAAGAAUGAUCAAGGUGAUUAUGAGAAGGCUAUUGAAAAUUACGAAAAAGCACUUGAAAUUCGAGAAAAAAAUCGUUUUUUAAAUCAGUCCUUGUCGGGCCUGUCCUACAAUAACAUCGGAUUGGCGUAUUACAACAUGGGGAAAUACCCGAAAGCACUUUUGUUUUAUGAAAAAGCAGUUGAAGCCUGUCAAAAAACUCUUCCUCCAAAUCAUCCUGCUUUUGCUACUCCCUACAACAACAUCGGUCAGGUGUAUCUAAGCAUGGGAGACUACUCGAAAGCACUUUUGUUUUUUAAAAAAGCACUUGAUAUCCAUCAAAAAAUUCUUCCUGCAAAUCAUCCUUCGCUAGCCACUUACUACAACAACAUCGGUGUAGUGUAUGAAAAUAUGGAAGAGUACUCGAAAGCACUUUUGUUUUUUGAAAAAGCACUUGUUAUCCAUCAAAAAACCCUUCCUCCAAAUCAUCCUGAUUUGGCUACUUCCCUCUGCAACAUUGGUGAGAUGUAUCGACACAUCGGAGACUAUCCUAAAGCACUUUCAUCUCUUGAAAAAUCACUCGAAAUUCGACAAACAAGUCUUCCACCAAAUCAUCCUAGUUUGGCUACUUCCUACAACAACAUUGGUGGUGUGUAUGACACGACGGGUGAAUACUCCAAAGCACUUUCAUUUCAUGAAAAAGCACUUGUUAUCCGUCAAAAAACCCUUCCUCCAAAUCAUCCUGAUUUGGCUACUUCCCUCUACAACAUUGGUAAGACGUACCGAAAUAUCGGAGACUAUCCAAAAGCACUUUCAUCUCUUGAAAAAUCACUCGAAAUUCGACAAAAAAGUCUUCCUCCAGACCAUCCUGCGUUGGCUAUGUCCUACUACGAUAUUGGUUUAGUGUAUACAACUAUGGGCAACUUUCCAAGAGCAUUUUCAUAUAUCGAGCGUGCACUUAAUAUUGCGCAACGUUCGCUACCUCCUAAUCAUCCUAAUCUUCAAGGUGUGAAAGAUUAUUGA
This is a messenger RNA of Rotaria sp. Silwood1, 1281 nucleotides long. NCBI's taxonomy places the organism in Eukaryota, Metazoa, Rotifera, Eurotatoria, Philodinida, Philodinidae. The record is from the annotation of a GenBank genome assembly.